AUGGGCAUUUCUUCAUCUAAAGCAGCCCGUAAGCUACCUAAGGAAAAACCGUCAUGGGCAGGUUCUCGUACUCCAUUGAAACAAGACGGCGCUCAAGACAUACGACGUCCAAGACCACUGGCAUUUGAAAAUAAGACUGAUGCGGUCGAGAGCGAUGCCAAAGACCCCCAAUUCAUGUCCAAGCUAAGCCAGCUAGGCCCCGUACGCGUCGACCACCACAUGCGGUCUGUCCGAACAGUACGUCACCCGUCCAGUACCGAGUACCGCACUUACCAGGUAUUGGAUUCCUCACAGGCAGAAUCCGUUCAGCAGAUGCAUCGUUCUCGCCUUCAGUCUGAAGUGGAGGCUUUGCCGUUACAUUCUACCCGAAACCGCUUACUGGCCUCAUCGCUGAGCGAAUUACUCGAGUCCCGGAAAACAGUCAAGUCUCAAGCAGAACUUCAGGCCCUAGCAGAGCAGUACCAUAUCGAUGUUACCAAGCUGGACGAGCUCGCAAAGUUUGUCAACACACCCUCCAUCGACGAGAGCACCAUAGUAAGGAGCACGAAUCAAGAAGGGGAAGAAACUCUGACGAUGAUGGCUCGUUGGGUCGAUCCAAAAUUCAAAAUGUGA
Suillus bovinus is the source of this 612-nucleotide messenger RNA. RefSeq lists its product as uncharacterized. The coding region runs from base 1 to 612 and encodes 203 amino acids. The transcript has 3 exons. The record is from RefSeq and is a predicted model, not a curated record. NCBI's taxonomy places the organism in Eukaryota, Fungi, Basidiomycota, Agaricomycetes, Boletales, Suillaceae.